CGCUUGAUCCCCCUGCUAGAACAAAGUCAAGAAACACAGAGCACUCAUUGUAUCAGGGUUUGAAAAACGCCGCCAGGCAAUCGCCGAAGAGGAGAAGUUGCUUUUGAAGCAUCUUCAGGAGGAAGAGCUGGGAACCCUGAAGAAGCUGGAUAGGAAUUCAGACUUCCUUCUUGAGCAAUGUGCUGGACUGCAAAACCUCAUCACAGAGAUGGAACAUCAAUGCCAAAAACCUGCAGCCGCUUUGCUCAAGGAUGUGAAAAGGACCUUGAACAGGAGUGAAGAACUAUCCCUGAAAGAACCACCACCAAUUUCGAUGGAAUUGCAAGACUCCUAUGAUGUUCCUGGCUUGAUGGAGUCAUUACAAAGAUACAGUGCAUCGGUGACCUUUGAUCCGGAUACAGCUAAUCCUUACCUGCUCUUAUCCGAGGACCUCCUCAGCGUUCGAGUGGUGGAUCAAAGGCAAGAUCUGCCCAAGAACUCAUCUCGCUUCGAAACCUGCACUUGUUUAAUGGGCCGUGAGCAGUUCACCUUCGGGAAACAUUACUGGGUGGUGUGCGUGGAAGGCAAGUCCAGCUGGACACUGGGAGUGUGCAAAGAAUCAGUGAGCCGCCAAGGUAUCUUCACCCCCUCGCCAGCAACAGGGUUCUGGACAAUAUGGCUGAGGAAUGGGGAUGAGUAUGCAGCACUUACCUCUUCGCUCACAGAAUUGGUGCUCAGAGCAAAGCCAAAGCUGAUUGGUAUCUUCCUGGACUACGAAGCAGGAGAGGUUUCUUUCUAUAACGGUGAUACCGGCUCCCACAUCUUUACCUUCUUGGAUUCCUUCUCUGAGACCCUUCGGCCUUAUUUCUAUCCUGGAAUCCAGGCAGGGGGUCUCAACGAUGCUCCCCUCAUUAUCCAGCCAGCCAAAGAUCAAUCAGGUCUUUCUCCUCUGGUCAUUGAGACUUUUUCAUACCUCUAAGGCUGGUUCCACGCAAAGCAUUUAAUCUGGAAUGGGACGACUAGGUGAUGCCAUUCCUUACUUAUGUCUAUGGAGAUUCUCAGUCAUUCAAGUCAUGGUUGUCCCCUUUUUCAAGAGGCAACUGGACUUUUGGGUUUUUCGUUGAGGACGUUUUGCUUCUCGGCCACUUCUUGGAUGAGAAAUGAAAUGUCUUCAAAGAAAAAACUCAAAGUUCAAGAGUUGACUCUUGAAAAAGCAUCUUUGGGACAUUCUUAUGCUAUUCUCGUCUGGGUCUCUUUAACACGUUUUCACCCUCUGAGACAUUCCUGCGUCAGAAAAAUGUUUCCAAGGGGAUCUUUCAAUAUGGAAUAGAUAUGGCUUAUUCCUAUAAUUCCACGCAAUGUUGCCUUUCUACAGGUAUUUGAGCAUAAAGCCAUUCGUCUCUAAAUCAGUCCCCUCCUUUUUUUUUCCCCAUCCAAAAGGAGGUCUGAAAAACGGUUCCACCACAAAACCGCGUUCGACUAAAGU
Molecule: messenger RNA, 1465 nt
Organism: Thamnophis sirtalis
Lineage: Eukaryota; Metazoa; Chordata; Lepidosauria; Squamata; Natricidae
Source: RefSeq, a predicted model, not a curated record